Messenger RNA from Eurytemora carolleeae, 1717 nucleotides. RefSeq lists its product as uncharacterized. The transcript is spliced from 2 exons. Lineage: Eukaryota; Metazoa; Arthropoda; Copepoda; Calanoida; Temoridae. The record is from RefSeq and is a predicted model, not a curated record. The coding region runs from base 245 to 916 and encodes 223 amino acids.
GGAAGCAUCUAUGUAUAGAUAGUUCCCUCUCUGCCUAGGUGUGUAUCUAUCUAUCGGACCUGAAGUUAUUCGCGUCUCUCAUUGGUCGAGCCUGCUUCUCCUCGUGAAAUCUCAGCUUCUCAUUGGCUCUUACUCUGGCUCCACUGAUCCGUGAUUAGUCUAAACUACCUGCCUGCCAGUAUCCUUUGAAUUCACACAUUCUAUCAAUAGAAGAUUUUCGAUAUUUUGCAACAAUUCAAUCAUCAUGCCACGACCCUCUAAAGAUAAAGAAGAUAGUUCUAAUUCAGAUGAUCUAAAAACUCUUGUGAUGGCCCUCAAGGAAAGUGUUGAUAAUUUAACAAAAAGAUUUGAUUCCUUAGAUGAAACCUUGAAAAAAGUUAAGGAGGAUAACUUACAGUCCCAGAAAAUCAUCCGAAACCUUGCUGAUAUGGUUAAUGAUCGUGAGCAGCAUAGCAGAAACAGCAGUAUUAGGAUCUCUGGAUUAAAGAUUAGUGAUGAUACCUCCAAAGACGCCAUUUCUACCUCAAGACUGGUGUAUGAAAACCUUCUAAAUCCCAUCCUUUCGCUUGCUGUCAAGGAUAAAGUAAUUUCAAAGGUUCCUGAUAUGUUCGAGCUGAUUGAAUAUGCUCAUACACUACCAAUGAGACGUAAAGAUUCCAACAAACCUACUCAACCGAAUCCAGUCAUUGUAAGGUUCCAAUCCCGACUCCUUCGUCAGCUGGUUUUCAAAUACAAGAAAUCCUACCUUGAUGUUCAGGAUCGGAAACAUAUUUUCAUAUCUGAAGACCUCACAGCCCUGAAUUACAAGAAACUGGUUGAACUUAAAAAUGAUUCAAAUAUCCUUGCUGCGUGGAGCCUUGCAGGAAAGAUUUACUUCACAGAGAAGAAAGAUCCUGAAAUAAGGAAGAGACUUUAAUCAACUCGCCAUCAUAUGUCUGUCUCCAUCCUUGUGUUCCCGUACCUGGUCUGAGUUAUCCAGUUCUUGUGCUCCUGUACUCAGUCCGAGUUAUCCAGUUUUUGUGCUCCUGUACUCAGUCCGAGUUAUCCAGUCCUUGUGCUCCGGUACUCAGUCCGUGUUAUCCAGUCCUUGUACUCCUGUACUCAGUCCGAGUUAUCCAGUUCUUGUGCUCCUGUACUCAGUCCGAGUUACCCAGUUCUUGUGCCCUGUACUCAGCCUGAGUUUUCCAGUCCAUGUGCUCCUGUACACAGUUCAAGUUAUCCAGUCCUUAUGCUCCUCUACUCAGUCUGAGUUAUCCAGUCCUUGUGCUCCUGUACUCAGUCCGAGUUAUCCAGUUCUUGUCCUCCUGUACUCAGUCCGAGUUAUCCAGUUCUUGUGCUCCUGUACUCAGUACGAGUUAUCCAGUCCUUGUGCUCCUGUACUCAGUCCGAGUUAUCCAGUUCUUGUGCUCCUGUACUCAGUCCGAGUUAUCCAGUUCUUGUGCUCCUGUACUCAGUCCGAGUUAUCUUUCUUUCUUUUUUUUUAUGUAUGGAGACAGCAGGUUGGUUGUGUGUGGUUGUGAGACGGCAGGUUGGAUUGAUAGCAGGUUGAUCAGGACAAAGUUUCUCAUAAUGAUUCGGUAAAUCCACUGGACUCCAUGAAUACAAACCCUGAUCUUGAUUUAGCUGAUAGCUUGAAUACUUUCCGAUCUUUUCAAAACGAUUUUUUAUGUGCUGAAAAUAAUUUAUUUGAUAAUUUAAAUAUAGAAUGCAAAUACUA